Molecule: messenger RNA, 2317 nt
Organism: Beta vulgaris subsp. vulgaris (sugar beet)
Lineage: Eukaryota; Viridiplantae; Streptophyta; Magnoliopsida; Caryophyllales; Amaranthaceae
Exons: 1
Coding region: 195-2123 (642 amino acids)
Source: RefSeq, a predicted model, not a curated record
UCUAUUCAAUUCAAAUCAAAUCAAACAUUAAACAUUCAUUAUUCCUUCCUUUCUUGCUACUCCUAAACUCAGAGUUCAACUUCACCCAUUCCUAUUUCUAUCCAAUCUUUCACCAUUUUCCCUUACAAAAACAACCGAACAAAUCCCAUACUUUUAAUCAAUGUAAUUCUAAGUGAAAACAGACCAAUUUCAUAAUGAUAAACACCAAAAUUUCUGCAUCAAAAAAUGCUGGUAAAACAGAGAAAAAGCAGCAGCAACAACAGCAGAGUAUUCAAAGUCCUUUGCAGAUGAAGGAUAUCAAUAUUUCUUCUUCUUGUUCUUCUUCAUUCUCUUCUUGUUCGAUUUCAAGUGAAGGUCCGACUGGUUGUCUCAGGUUUUUUCUCUCUCAUCAUUCUUCUACUGUUUCUAAAAAUGGCAGUAAUAAAAAACCCAAAUCAAUUAUGGGUACUAAUACUCCAAAAUCAGCUCCUAAUAUUAAACGUUCGAAAGGAAACUUGAAUGGUAAUGGAGGAAAUUUAGUAAAAAAACGCAAUAAUUUGGAAAACCCAGAAAAACCCACUUCUCGAAAUGUUCAUAGGUUGAAGAAAAAACCUCCCCCUCCUUGUCUUUACCCUUGGAAAUCUGGUAAAAAACCCAGUUCAAGAUCUGAUCUUUCUGAUAGUUUUAGGAAGAAUUUUGUUGGAUAUGAUGUUAAAUUGUCUGAAAAUGCUGGAAAUUUUACUCCUGUGAAUAAAAUAGGAUGUGGGUCUGUUAAAUUAGGUGAGAAAGAACCAAAUUGUCAUGAUACAAGCAGCCCUAUUCCACCUAUUCAGGCAUCAGUUUCGCCUGAGAUACAAGGUGGAUCGACAUCGGUGGUGAAAGCUACACCAAAUACUUGUUAUGCUGCUGGUCAUGUUCUUUCAGGAGUGAGUGACAAGAGGAAAUGUAGGCCUAAAGGAUUACUCACUAUUGGGGAUAAUGACUUGUUUGGAUCCAGUAAAACUAAGGUGUUCUUCAGUGAAGAUGAGAAUUUCAUAGGGUGCUUUAACAAGCCUAGGGUUUCUCUAAUUCCUUGUCCUACUGAGGCUUCAAUGCAGUGGAAUUUAUCUCCUUGUGAUGAGAUAAGGAGCACAUACAAAGAUGAUGAUCAUGGUAAAAGUGGGGGGAGGUUGAAUGAAUGUAAGAUGUCACCUUCCAAAUUGAUUAGUUGCUCGUCUUCACCUUCAUCGAGUCUUGGUUUUUCCUCGGAGUUUGGCAAUAGGAGUAACAGUACAAUCACUGCAAGUGAUGCCACCACUGAUUCUAAUAGUAGUAGAAGUCGGAGCUCUGGAUUUCGAGGUCUCUUGGGGCCUUCAUUCGAUCAUUUAGUGUGUAGUCCCUCCAUAACUUCUCCUCUUUUUGUGCCGCGUUCUAAGGUUGAAGUGUCCCCUAAACAAGACAAAUAUCAGCUUGAUCAUGAAACAGAAACCACCCCAUGUUCAGUAAAUUCUAUAGGAAGUGGAAAUGUUAUUCAAACUCCACAGUCAAAUUCAAGCUCACCAAACCAUGUAUUGUCCCAUUUGAGUAGAGACGAGAUAUCUAGACUUUGGUUUGAAAGUGAACUUGAUUCAGUAACCGAAGUUCUUAGAAGAGUAAGCUUGUCUCCAGAGUGCGAGAUACCAAUGUUGGAUGAGUCACCUAGAAUGAGUUUUGAGUUUAAUCCACUGAUUAGACCAGAUAGUUCAAUUGACUUUGCUAUGUUCCGAAAAGUCAUGGAUAGUCAGAGUUCUCCUGGGGCUCUUGAGUCUGAAGUUAGGAUAUCAUGGAGAGAAGGAUUAGCUAGCCGUAUAUUUGAAAUGGAUGAAUUAGAAUGCUGCAGAUGCUUCUCUGAUGAAGAAGAUGAUGCCAAUGGUAGCAGUGAUCCCUCUGCAUCCUAUUCAUACCCAGAGGUUGCGGAUAUCAAUUGUAAUAAAUUUGCUGCUGAUGUCUCUGAGACUACAAAAUUACUCCACAGUGAAAGCAGGAUCAACCCAAAAGGUGCAGAAAAGUCUCUGUCUGAGGGAAAUAGUCCUCGUCUCAAAUUAAGCAACGACAAUGGAAGUUCAGAUGUUGCAGAAGACUUCAAUUGGAAAGUAUGCUAUGAGAAUCAUUUGUUUCAAGUAUGACUAGAGGCUAGAGCAAUUCUCCUGUCAAAUUUUCCACUUCUUUUCGGAGAUAUGUUUUACAUUAGUGUUUUUUUUCACAACAUCUGCUUGUACUUCUGUUCUAAAUACUAUGGUCCUUCUGACAUGAAUUCUAUUGAUCUGUCUCUUGUGUUUGAGCAUACUUUUCAUGUAUGUAUGUAUUUUCUUUACUUGUA